AUGUGUAUCGUCGCCGAAGUUGACCACCUUGUCUGCGAACACAAGGCUAUAUACAUUUACGAAUGUCAAAAAGCUACCUUUGGUCCAGAGGGCUUCACACCAUGCAGUAAUCCCAUAUAUCCCGAGUCCAGACCCUGCUAUUCUACGCACUGCUCUUCUCACUGCUGCGAGAAGACCUGGGGACUGGCGAGUGCGGAUGUCGCCAGAUGGGCUGCGGAAUACGACAAAUUUGGUCCUCCAGCAAACUUCCAGUCAAUCUUACAGGGUUCGCAUAGGGCACUCGCCGCUCAUCUUGUGGAGAUGCUUCAGUCGCGUACUCGCGCCCUUCAACUCGAAUUCAGGCUUAGACGGGGUUGCCCGAGGUUCUGCACUUCGGACAGGUUCCGCGCAAUUGGCAAUCCCCGCGAGCCAGAGAUCGACAAUUUCAUCAAUGCCAACAGCGAUAAGCCGCAAGAGGCCCCCCGGCCCGUGGCUUGGUGUUAUGCAUACUUCGAUAGACGCGAGUGGAAGCAGCACGUACACUGGCCACGAGUAAAAGCCCACCUGUGUGAACACGGAUACAUCAAGAGAUGGUCGUCCUAUGGCGCCAAAAUCAUGGUACACGCACACGGUCUUCCCUCGAUGUCCAGUAUGUCCGAGGAUUCGAAGGAAAGAUCGGCAGGUCUCGAAUGGCCAGAUGUUGCUGUGCUGCCGGAGCUGAAAUAUCCCAACCCCAACGACGAAUCGAUGGGUCCCCCGAGCAAAAGGGCCAAGAAGGAGCCAGUCCGGGACGUUCUCAGCUAUUAAUUUCACUGGGGGCCAUUUUUCAUUCACAAGUCAGCGAGCAGAUGACUAGUGCGAGCACGGAGUAUCAGGUACGAUGCAGCGCGAGCUCCGUGUACUUGCGAACAAACAUAUCGGUAGAUACAAAAAGACUUUGUGUGACUCC
This is a messenger RNA of Dissoconium aciculare CBS 342.82, 928 nucleotides long. RefSeq lists its product as uncharacterized. NCBI's taxonomy places the organism in Eukaryota, Fungi, Ascomycota, Dothideomycetes, Mycosphaerellales, Dissoconiaceae. The coding region runs from base 1 to 786 and encodes 261 amino acids. The transcript has a single exon. The record is from RefSeq and is a predicted model, not a curated record.